AUGUCCACCUAUCUCGACCCGCGUUUCUCUUAUGUGCCGGAUCUUCUUAUGAGAGUACGCUGGACAGAAAUCGAAGAAUCAAUUGCGCUUUAUUCUGAGUCAUUGAUUAUUGUGCCCACAUCAGCACAGCCCCCAGUUCCAAAAAAAGCACAUGUUGAAGAGUCAAGUUAUGCGAAAUUUGUGCAAUCCAAGAGACUAUCAGUCGGGGGAAAUAGCAUCCAGGCGGAGAUGGCGAGCUACAAGGCACUUGUGGUUGCUGGAAGACCAGCCUUGGAUUCUGACCCAGUUACUUUUUGGAGAGCUCACAGAGAAAGAUUCCCGCUUCUUCAAAGAAUCGCUCUGCAUUUCCUCUCGCCCACGCAGUCUAGUGCAAUUGUGGAAAGAUUGUUUAGGUGGGAAUCGGUUUAUAAAAACUACGUGACCACUUCAUUAUAG
This is a messenger RNA of Caenorhabditis briggsae, 435 nucleotides long. Lineage: Eukaryota; Metazoa; Nematoda; Chromadorea; Rhabditida; Rhabditidae. Gene Ontology annotation, molecular function: protein dimerization activity. The transcript has 3 exons. The record is from RefSeq and is a predicted model, not a curated record. Bases 1 to 435 code for a protein of 144 amino acids.